GAAAAGCAAGCUGUCGACAAACGAACAACGUCGUUUACCACCGCAGGGAGCAGUCGUUUUGUUUGCUUGCUGCUACGGAAAUUCCAGUAAUUUUGGACAUUAUCCGGCGAAAUCCGUACCUAAAUUGUCCGUAGUGAUCGGUAGUGUCGUUGUGCGAUGCUGUUCGAUAUCGGUUCUGUACGUACGAAGUGAAUAAUCGGAGGAAAAUCGGGGCAUUUUUCGAAAGGUACGAAUCGGAAGGCGUUUUCGUUCUUUUGCUAGUGUGGGAAGAAAAUAUUGCGUGCGCGGUGCUGCCGGGUGGAUUUUUAGAUGUGUUGGUGUUCUGAACGGAAACUUCGCUAGCUUCACGAACGUGAUAAAAGUGCGUGCAUCUUUGUUUACAUUGAAGUGCUUUGGGAAAGUUUGGUAAUAAUCCGACGAAUAUCCAGAAUCCACUUGUAGGGCUGAAAUAGUCCACCAGCAGAGCGCGCACGAUAGGCCGCUGGAGGAAAGGGGCAGGAAGCGCACGCGGGGAUGAGUUAAAUCGAAGAAGCACCGUGUCAUGAAUGAUGAUGAUGAUUGCCGCACUGAAGUGGUGGCGAACCCCAGAGUAGCGCAGCAGCAGCAGCAACAGCAGCAGUCGCCGCUAGUACUAUCCUAUACACGAGAGAAGAAGAGUGAAUGGUGGUGCGUGUAUAGCACACAUACGGGAAGAAGAGUGGUCCGGGCCGGCGAGUAGAGCAGCUUCAGACUGCGUGAGGAUACCGGAAUAAAGUGCGUAGUUGAAUAUAUGAUUAGGAAGUGACGAAGAAGGAUUCAAAACGAAGCAAGAAGAAAACCAGUCGGAGUGCUGGGAAGUGAGGCGGGGAGGUGUCCGUGUGGAAAGGACGAAGAAGUUUGUGGAAGAUCCUGCGCCAGCUGAAGGUUUAAUAAACUUUAAAACAGUGGAGAGUGAGAAGGGGAAGGGAGUUUCCUAAAUAAAACAAAAAAAAAUGGAUACCUCGGACGAUGAUCUCUCCGAGCACUCGCAAGGGGACAAAUCGAACAAAACUCGCUGGACGAAACAUGAGGAUGCCGCCCUCAAAUCGCUGGUGGAGCAGUACGGUGAACGGUGGGACGCGAUCGCCAAGUUUCUCAAAGACCGCACAGACAUCCAGUGCCAGCAGCGGUGGACAAAGGUGGUCAACCCGGAUCUUAUCAAAGGACCGUGGACAAAGGAGGAAGACGACAAAGUCGUCGAACUGGUUACCAAGUAUGGACCCAAAAAAUGGACCCUCAUCGCGCGACACCUUCGGGGUCGCAUCGGCAAACAAUGCCGAGAGCGGUGGCACAACCACCUGAAUCCAAACAUCAAAAAGACUGCCUGGACGGAAGAGGAGGAUACCAUCAUCUACCAGGCGCAUCUGCAGUGGGGCAAUCAGUGGGCAAAGAUUGCCAAGCUGCUACCUGGCCGUACUGAUAACGCCAUCAAAAACCAUUGGAACUCGACGAUGCGUCGAAAGUACGAAGGACCCGAAGCGACUCGUCGCAAACCCAAAACCAACAGCAGUCAAAAUCAACAGAACCAGUCCGGCUCCGGCCAAUCGAAUCAAACCAGUUCACAGCAGUCGCUCAGCGGGCAGGUCAGUUUGAGAAACAUCAUUUGCAAUAACCGAAAGAAGGCAUCGGUCGACAGUAUGAACGAGGAUUCGCUCGACAAGGAUGGCGGAACGAUUGCCGUGUCCACGGAACAGGGCGAUUUCCUCAUUUCGCCGAUGCCCAAUGCCACCAGCGAGAAGCAAUUCGUCAUUGCGCCGCUGUACUCGACGGGACGGGCCACCUUCGUCAAUGCCAAAGUGAUUGCUAACAGCAACAACAAUAACAACAACAACCUCAACCAUGCUCUCAGCAAUAGUAGCAAUAAUAACAAUAACCUUCAGCCGUACACGCCUACCAAUGUGGACUUUAGUGAUCUGCUUAGCGGAAACGAUGCGGACGGAAAGGACCGGAAGUUCAAAAUCAACACACCAAGCAUUCUGCGACGGAAGCGAAAGUUUCGGGACGAGAACGAAAUGAACGACCUCCAGCAGCAGAUUAUGUUGGCACACCAGCAGCAACGUCAGCUACAGCUGCUCCAGGUAACGACGGCCGCCAGCCAAGCUCUGAACACCACUGCCUCGAGUCAGACGCACCAUCAACACCAUCAACAACAACAACAGCAGCAACAGCAAGCACGUGACGAGCACCACCAUCAUAAUGAAAGGCACCUCAUGUCACCGACCGUCACCCCCAUCAAACCGCUUCCCUUUUCACCCAGUCAGUUCUUGAACUCACCCAGCUUGAAUGUUUCGUUUGAUCAGCUUCCGGCGAGCACUCCGGUCAAGAGGGCUACCUUUAAAACUAACGACACUAGUCUACUGAGUACUCCGAUUCCUCCAAAGGAUGCACAAAAUCAUAAAAAAGAAACCGCCGAGGACGACGGCAGCAGUAGAGGUCCCAUUAAAACCCCUCUGAAAGACGCCAAAACGUUGGAACCUCGAACUCCCACACCGUUCAAAAACGCUCUGGCGGAGUUUGGAAAGAAGCGAUCCGAAGUCUACAUCCCGCCCAGUCCGGCGCGGUUAGGCGAAGACAUUGCGGAAAUCAUGAGUAACGAACAGGCCAAAGAACACUCCGGCAGCAGUGGGAACGACCCGGAUAGUACUGUUACCAACAACGGUGGCGAUAAGCGUACGGGCGACGCCUCACAGCCUCGGGGAGCUGGCGGGAAGGAACGGACGCUUCCGGUUGCGCAAUCUCCACGAACGAAGAAGGCUGCCUUUUCGCAAAAUUGGGAAAACUCCGACAUGAGUUUCUUCGCGGAAACACCGAGCAAAUCUCUGAUAUCCGAUUCGGGUGUGAUCUUUUCACCGCCGAGUAUUCUACGGGAUACCCUCAGCGAUUCGGAUCUUCUGCUAGACGGUGGUGGACUUCUGGAACCUUCGUCGAACGCCCCGAACGUAGCCGCCGCCAAACCUGCUGAACCGGAGCAGAUUCUCGACCCCAAGUGGGAAAAAUGGGCCUGCGGGAAAACUCGCGAUCAGCUCUACAUGACCCAGCAGGCUCACAAUUGUCUCAAGAAGACGUCCCUUCAGCCGCGAUCGCUGAAUUUCUACAAAUAAGCGGUGUGGGCCCAUAACCGUUACACACCAAAAACAAAAAAGGAAUCAUCGUACAAUUGAACAGAUACAACAGUACAUUUUAGUAUGUAGUCGUUAAGGAUCCAUUCGCAUAUGAUAAAUGUUUGACCAAAUGUGGCGGAACACUUCUCCAACGCAUUUGGACCGAAGUCAAUCUUCUGGCGUAAACAUUUGUCAAUGGCCCACAUGGGCUAGGAUAUGAAAUGAAGUCAUGUGUGCGGUGAGAGUGAAUGAAUUCUGGUUCGAGUUAGGCAACAAGCGUUACGAUUUAUUUUGUAUAGGCAUUUGUAUGUAAAGACUAUAAUAGUUUUGGGAGUUGGGUUUGUGACUAACAGUUCAAUAUUCAAUAACACGAGCAUGCUCAGCGAUUCAUAUGUACCAGAUAUCAAAGACAGGACAAACAGUGCUAACUGAUUAGUUAGUUUUUUUUUUUCUAGAGUUACUCACCCAGUAGAUUCGUAAGUUUGAUUAAACUUUUUACACUCCUAACAAAAGAUACGAGCACAUCUUCCUUAAUUUGCUAAUAUAUGAAAGUAUAAGUUUUACAAGUCGGACGUUGAACCACAAGCAUAUUUUAACACUCUAGAUGUAAGCAACCCGGAAAGGAAGUAAAAGUUUUGUUCUCAUGUUUUUACGUUUAUCUAUCAUCUACAGAAGCAAAAAGUGUAUCAGAUGGAAAUAAAACAAGUAUAUUUAUUUUGUGCAACCUCAA
Molecule: messenger RNA, 3849 nt
Organism: Aedes albopictus (Asian tiger mosquito)
Lineage: Eukaryota; Metazoa; Arthropoda; Insecta; Diptera; Culicidae
Gene: Myb
Product: myb protein
Exons: 9
Coding region: 972-3119 (715 amino acids)
Source: RefSeq, a predicted model, not a curated record